CUUCUAAUUUUAUCAUUCGCAUGAUGCUUUAGUCAUUUUAUGUCGGUUGUUUUUAGUUUCAUUCCAGACUUUUACUGUUACUUACCUGUGUGUCAAUACCUAAAAUCAUCCUUACGUUCGCCCACCAUUUUUAGUAUAUAUUUAUCAAUUAUAAUAAUCGUUACAUUCCUGUUAUUUUAACUAUCCACAGCGCCUUCUUCUAUUCUUCGCAACACAUAUUUCAGUGCUCGGAUUAGUUAAAGAUUUAGUUUUUUAAGAAUGAAUAUUUUUAGGUUAGAUCACCGAAACUUAAUGCUUAUGCAGAUGGAAAAUUAUUUAUAUCACCUCUAAUAUAACUGUACGUUAUAAUUUUGAUAAUAUUACCAACUACAUUUAUAAAAAAGCAAUGACAUCUGAAAUCGUACGUAACAUAUAAAAAUGUGGACAAUUUAAUGGUCUACUAAGAAACUAUAAAUUUAAAGGAUACCUGAAAUCUGGAAACUGCAUCCUGAUUGCUACCUACCACAUUCAUGAAAAAGGUGUGCAUCUUAUAAGAAACAUGCCUCUGUUCGGAAAGUCUCAAAAAAGUCCGGCGGAGGUGGUAAAGGCUCUCAAGGAAGCAGUAAAUGCAUUGGAGCGGGGUGACAAGAAGGCUCAAGAGGAUGUCAGCAAAAAUCUUGUACACAUAAAAAAUAUGUUAUAUGGAACUGCUGAAACUGAACCACAGGCAGAUAUUGUUGUGGCUCAAUUGGCACAAGAAUUAUAUAACAGUAAUUUAUUGUUGUUGCUUGUGCAAAAUCUAAGUCGUAUUGACUUUGAGGGAAAAAAAGAUGUUGCUCAAGUUUUUAAUAAUAUUUUAAGAAGACAAAUUGGAACAAGAUCUCCAACAGUGGAAUAUAUAUGCACCAAACCAGAAAUCCUGUUUACUCUUAUGUCUGGUUACGAACAUCAAGACAUUGCAUUAAACUGUGGCACUAUGUUAAGAGAAUGUGCAAGAUAUGAAGCAUUGGCAAAAAUUAUGAUAUAUUCAGAUGAUUUUUACAAUUUCUUUAGAUAUGUAGAGGUGUCUACAUUUGAUAUAGCAUCUGAUGCGUUUUCUACGUUUAAGGAAUUACUUACAAGGCACAAAAUUCUAAGUGCUGAGUUUCUAGAAGUUAAUUAUGAUAAAGUUUUCUCUCAUUAUCAAAGGUUAUUGAAUUCUGAAAAUUAUGUAACAAGACGACAAAGUUUGAAGUUGUUGGGUGAGCUUUUGCUUGAUAGACACAAUUUUACAGUUAUGACACGAUAUAUUUCAAACCCUGAUAAUUUAAAACUUAUGAUGAAUAUGCUUAAAGAAAAAUCACGGAAUAUACAAUUUGAAGCAUUUCAUGUAUUUAAGGUAUUUGUUGCUAAUCCAAAUAAACCUAAACCAAUUCUUGAUAUACUUCUUCGUAAUCAGGAGAAGUUGAUAGAAUUUCUAACACGCUUCCACACAGAUCGUUCGGAAGAUGAACAGUUUAAUGAUGAGAAAGCAUACCUAAUAAAACAGAUCAAAGAACUUAAGUCUGUACAUGAAAAUUAAGUCAAAAAUACAACUACUGCUACAGCUACUGUUAUUACUACAAUCAACUCUAUUGCUACUACUGCUAUUCUACUAUUACCACCAAUGUCGCCACUGUGGCUAUUUAUUAUUCUAAGACUAUAUUAUUCAAUUAGCAUCAUCAUCAUGAUCAUCAUCAUUAUCAUCAUUAAUGUUAUUUUUUAGCAUCACCACUGCAAUUAUCAUCACUAUUAUCAUAAUUAUCAUUAUUUUCAUCAUCAUUAUCAUCCUUAUUGUAAUAUUAUUUUUAUUACAUUAAUGUUGUUAUUAUUAUAUUAUUAUAUUAUAUUAUUAUAUUAUUAUUAUUAUUAUUAUUACUAUUAUUAUUAUUAUUACUAUUGUCGUUUCCACCAUGUGAUUUUCAUUAUCAUCAUCUUAGUCGUCGUCAUCAUCAUUUACAAUAAUAGCAUUAUCAUCUUCAUCAUCAUAAUAAUUAACUAUUACUUUUAUCAUGAGCACCAUUGUCAUCAUUAUGUCAUUAUUACUGCUACUAUUACUGCUAUUAUUGCUACUACUAUUGUUAGUAAUGCUAAUACACAAUCAGUUAAUUUUAUUUUCGAAUAGUUGUGUAAAUAAAAUUUACAUUUAUCACUUAUUAUUGUAUCAUAUAAAGUUGAGAUGAUGUUGUAAUACUCUAUAUUUCCAUUAAUGAGUUGAUUAUUAAAGUAAAUGGUAUGGCAGCUAUAAGAAAUUA
Molecule: messenger RNA, 2252 nt
Organism: Vespula vulgaris
Lineage: Eukaryota; Metazoa; Arthropoda; Insecta; Hymenoptera; Vespidae
Gene: Mo25
Product: protein Mo25
Exons: 9
Coding region: 539-1540 (333 amino acids)
Biological process (GO): intracellular signal transduction
Molecular function (GO): protein serine/threonine kinase activator activity
Source: RefSeq, a predicted model, not a curated record